Messenger RNA from Gadus morhua (Atlantic cod), 2964 nucleotides. RefSeq names its product golgi-associated PDZ and coiled-coil motif containing (gene gopc). The transcript is spliced from 9 exons. Bases 238 to 1554 code for a protein of 438 amino acids. Gene Ontology annotation, molecular function: transmembrane transporter binding. Lineage: Eukaryota; Metazoa; Chordata; Actinopteri; Gadiformes; Gadidae. Gene Ontology annotation, cellular component: membrane; trans-Golgi network transport vesicle; Golgi apparatus. The record is from RefSeq and is a predicted model, not a curated record. Gene Ontology annotation, biological process: negative regulation of protein localization to cell surface.
CGGAGGGCAGUAGGAAGAACAAGAAGGGACCGAUCAAGGAAGCUGAAACUCUGUCGGUUCCUCCCAGGCCUUACCUAGAUCUUAACUCGAGUCCGUCAAAUCCAGACUGACACUUCAUGUUAUAUUACGAAAUACACAACUAAUUUUUUGUAUCGUCAGGAAGUAGCCGUUCUUUUUGAUAAGCGAGCUGCUUCUUAGCGGACGUCUUAGUCACCCUAGCUGUUCCUGUGAUCGGAAAUGUCCGCUUCCCCCGGCUACGGCUCUCAAUCGGCCCAGAGUACUGCCCUGAUCGGCCCUAGCCCAGGCAUGUCCAUGUUCCGGUGGCUGGAGGUAUUGGAGAAGGAGUUCGACAAGGCGUUUGUGGACGUGGAUCUACUCCUGGGCGAGAUCGACCCCGACCAGUCGGACAUCACCUAUGAAGGUCGGCAGAAGAUGACGAGCCUGAGCUCAUGUUUUGCUCAGCUCUGUCACAAAGCCCAGACCAUCUUCCAACUCAACCACAAGCUAGACGCUCAGCUGGUAGACCUGCGCUCUGAGCUGACUGAUGAGCAGGCAGAGCGGACCGUGCUGGAGCGGGAGGUUCACGACCAGCUUCUCCAGCUCCACGCCCUCCAGCUGCAGCUCCACGUCAAGCAGGGGACGACCGAAGACUCGGACUCCAUCAAAGAGAAGCUGCCCCCCUCCACAGUGGACGAGAUGGAACAGGAGCUGGGGGCCAACAGAAAGGAUAAACUGAGGGAGGUGAAACUGGACGCAGAGGUACGACAGCACAAGAAGGAGAACGAGGCCCUCCGCAGGCACAUUGCAGUACUUCAAGCAGAAGUGUAUGGUGCAAGACUGGCUGCAAAGUAUCUUGACAAGGAACUGGCUGGAAGAGUGCAGCAGAUUCAGCUACUGGGUCGGGACAUGAAGGGACCUGCCCACGACAAGCUGUGGAACCAGCUCGAAGCAGAGAUCCAUCUGCACCGCCACAAGACCGUCAUCCGAGCCUGCAGGGGGCGCAAUGAUUCCAAGAAGACACUGGCGUCUCCAGUUGGGCAUGAGUCGGACAUGUUGAAGAAGACUCAGGGUGUAGGGCCUAUACGGAAAGUGGUGCUGGCCAAAGACGACAACGAAGGACUUGGAAUUUCUAUCACGGGCGGUAAGGAGCACGGCGUGCCCAUCCUGAUCUCGGAGAUCCACCCGGGGCAGCCGGCCGAGCGGUGCCGGGGGCUCCACGUCGGGGACGCCGUCCUGGCCGUCAACAGCAUCAACCUGCGGGACGCCAAACACAAGGAGGCCGUCACCAUACUGUCACAGCAGCGGGGAGAGAUUGAGUUUGAGGUGGUGUACGUGGCCCCCGAGGUGGACAGCGACGACGAGAACGUGGAGUACGAGGACGAGGGUGGACAUCGCUACCGGCUGUACCUGGACGAGCUGGAGGAGGGCAACACGGCAACACACUGCAACAGCACUCACACCGAGCCGUCGUCACCGCGGGCUUCUGUAGUGAAUGAGAAGCCUUCAGAGGAGACCCCUUCCAAGGCCGCUGAGUCGACAGACAGCUCUUCCUAGAGGACACUGAGGAACUUUAAAGCCUUGAAAUCAUGUCCAGAGAAUCAAUGAGGAAAGGAGUGGCAGAGUGACGCAAUGGUCAGAAAUAUUGCCGACAAAGGGGAUGAGCUUGGAGCAAAGGAAAUCAUAACAGUGUUGCUAUAUUUUGAUCCUCGUGAUUAGAGUAUUUGUUAUGUACAAGCUGAAUAUCGGACCUAUAUCUUUUAGUUUAAGUCUUAACUCAAAAGAUUUCGAAACUGACCUGAAUUCCAAGCAUGGUCAUAUAUCCUUCUUGCCACUUUGAUAUUGUAUACGUCUGUAUGGAAACCUGCGUACAUCUGAGAGGAAGAGCCGAAGUGGUUAUGGCUCAUAUAGAAGCAGGCUUUUGGAAGCAAUUGUACAUUUGUUUCAAACCUUUUCUGUUGUUUUUAAGCUCUGUAGUGCACCUAUACUCCACUUACCUUAAGAACACAGGCAAGGCUGAAACUGUUUGAGGGUCUACAUUGUAUUAUCUCUCCAAGUUGAGUCUUCUAAGCUAAUGGGAUGCUUAAUUAAUGAUGAAAGUAUGUGUGUAUUAUGCAAUAUCUUAAGUGUGCAUAGCUACCUUCAGAACUCACAAAAAAAGUUUUCUUUUGAAGUAGUGUGGAAAAAUAACGUUUUUAACUCAAAUUAGCUUGGAACAUAAUGUGGCAUUGUUUUUGUGGUAUGCCAGUUAUCCACAUAGUUGAUAGUAAGACUUGUGAUAUUUAAUAAUUCUUCAAUGGGGAGACGGGCUACAAAGUGACAAUCAGAUGUCAUUCUUGCAUAAUCCUUGGAUGGCUCUUUAUAUUUUUACGGAUACUUUUUUUUUUUUUAAGGGGGGGGGGGGGGGGGGUGAGAAUGCAUAUGUGAAAUGUCCUUAAAAUAUACAUAAGUAAAAUAUGUUUCAGACUUUACUAUUAUGUACUUAUUUUGGCCCACACAGAACUACACUAACAGAACUAAUACCGGUUAGGAGGACAAUGAGCAAAGAUACAUGAAAAGCAAUGGAAGGUGGUCAGAAAAGGAGCAGAUGAGGUGAUUGCCUGGCCUCCGAUCAUUCCCAUUUGUUAGCAUCACGAUGGGACCCAACUAUACACACCGUGGUAUGCUUGUGCCCUUCCUUGUGAGUGCCAUUGAUGUGCGGAGAAGGAUAGGGACAACCAGGUCCAAGUGAGACUACGUUACGAUAUGUACUAAAGCAGGGCCCAGGAUGCUAUGAGGUCCCCUGGUCCAGCAGUAAUAUCUGAUUAGGAGACAGCCCACCUUCAGAGGCCUCAUCAUGUAAAUUAUUUCUUCAACUGUGAUCCAUAUGGGACUUCAAACAUGUGGGAGCUGUCACUGGCCUAUACAUUUGGGGAUGGGAACUAUAGUGUAUUUAUUUCCCUGUUUAAAUAAAGUAAAAGAGACUCA